AUGUCUCUUAGUUGUAUUCAACAAUGUACAAUUUGUUUCGUAAAUCUUGAUGGAAAUAACGGAUAUAUACGUCAUAUUCGGCAAGUACAUGGAAAUGAUCGUCAAUUUGCUACAUUUUGUUCUCUAUGUCAUUCAAAAUUUGUUUUUACUAAUUUAAAAUCAUUUAUUUCUCAUUUUCGUAAACAUAUGUUAGAUUUUUCAUUUAAUGAAGAAGCUUUAUCAUCUCUAUGCACCACUCAUGAUACAGUUAAUCUUAAUAUUCAUGAUGAUAUUGAGGAACAUUUGACAGUGUAUGAAUAUGAACAAUAUGAUCAAUUAGAAGAAAUAAAAAAAUUUUAUGUUAAAAUGCUAUUAAAAAUUCGCGAAGGUCAUGUACUUCCAGGUUCUGUGAUGAAGACAAUAGCGUUAUCUGUUAGUUCUUUAAUUGAAACAUUUUCAAUUCAUUUAUUAUGUAAAUUGAAUAUCAAUGUUGAUCAUCCUAUUUCACGUAAUAUUAACGAUUAUAUCGAAAAAAUUCUUUUCGAAAUCUCAAAGAAUGAAGAUUCAUUUAUUUCUUCCUGUGAACUUUAUUUCAAAUUUAUUAAACCAAAAGAAAUACAAUUACCGACGGGUAAUAAAGCUUAUUAUAUUCCAAUACGUGAUGUAUUGAUGAAUUUAUUUAAAAAAAAAGAUUUUUAUGAUUGUAUUAAAAAAGAAAAACAAUACAUAUCUCAGUUUGAUGGACAAGAUAUUCUUUAUCAUUAUCGGAACGCAGAGAUAGGUAGACAACAUCUCAUAUUGAAUGUCAAAGAAAACAGUUUGCUGUUACAAUUAUAUUGUGAUGAUAUAGGUGUAGUUAAUCCAUUGAUGGGAAAGAAUACAACACAUAAAUUAACAACAUUUUAUUUCUCUAUAGAUGAUUUACCAGCAUGUCAUAAUUCUUCGUUAAAUUUUAUACAUCUAUUAUUAUUAUUCUAUACGAAAGAUUUUGAAGAUGAAAAUAAUCGUCGAAUAUUAUUUAAUCAGUUAAAUAAAGAUCUUAGGUGUUUAGAAGAUGAUGGUCUUGUAUUACCCCGUGAUAUAAAUUCAACUUACUUUACAAUUAGCACUGUAUGUGCUGACAAUCUAGCUGGUAGUUUUUCUAAUAAAGUAGUUAUCAAGAAAAGAAUUGAUUCACAUGAACUUGGUGGAUUUACUUGUGCAUUUAAUUCAGGUCGAUGUUGUCGAUACUGCCUUAUAUAUCAUAGAGAUAUGAAACAUGUUUACAAAGAGUCGGAUAGUUUAAUGCGUACAGCUGCAUCACAUGAUUCUCAUGCAAAACACAUUCACAAUGUGUCUAAUGAUAAAUCUUUGUAUGGUGUUAACGAAAAAUCAGUUCUUUCAACAUUACCAUCAUUUAAUCCAAUUACUUGUUUACCCCCAGAUAUUAUGCACGACAUUUUAGAAGGUAUUAUGCCAAAAUUUACUAAUUGUUUAUUACAUACGAUUGUAUCUAAUCGUUUAUGUACAUCAUCUCAAAUUUGUCAUCGAAUAAAUAAUUUUAUAUAUGGAAUAAAUGAUAGACGAAAUCGACCACCAGCAUUUAAAGAAAAAGAGAUUCUUGAUAAACGAGUUCCUGGUAAAACCAUGGAGAAAUAUUGCUUAUUUUUGAACUUAUCAUUUAUAUUAAUUGAUAUUAUUGAUAAAAUACUUUAUUGGUUUUUAUACAAAUUACUGCGACAGAUAUGGGAUAUUCUGUAUAGUGAUUAUCCAAGGAAAUCUUGGUUCUCAACACUUGAACAAUUAAUUCAAGAAUUUAUACAAUUGUUUCAAACCAUUUUUCCCGGACAAUUUAUUCCUAAAUGUCAUUUUCUUCUUCAUGCAGCACGUAAUACUGCUAAAAAUGGUCCAUUAAAACGGCAAAUGAAUUUACGUUAUGAGUCAAAGCACCAUUUAUUAAAAAAAAUUGCAAAUAGAUGUAAUAAUUUUAUUAAUUUACCUCUUACCAUAUCUAGGCGUGCACAAUUACGCCAAUGUUAUGAUUUAAUGGAUGACAAAUGUCUUAAAAGUGGUGGUAUUAGUGGUAGAUUUCGUUCACGAUGA
Messenger RNA from Rotaria sp. Silwood2, 2061 nucleotides. The record is from the annotation of a GenBank genome assembly. Lineage: Eukaryota; Metazoa; Rotifera; Eurotatoria; Philodinida; Philodinidae.